UUCAGGUUUUGUCAAAUCAUGUCGUUAACACCAUCUUCUAGUAUCCCGGGACAUCGCCGAACUUGGGACAAAACUGAAUUCGAGAUAAGGGCUCAAGAGCGUUUGGCAGCUGAAAAAGAAGCUUUUGAUAUUAAAAGAGGAGUAAUUAAACCGCCUAAAGGUCCUAAAGUGCAACGAGAAUUGUUAAAACCUCGGGAAUUUAAGGUUUUGAUUAAAUUAUUAAAAUAUUUUCAAGUUCAGUUGGAUCUUGAAUCAAAAGUUGGGAAACAAGUUGUUAUAAAUAAAACGACUCCUUCGGCUGAAAGUGGUGGAUAUUAUUGCAAUAUCUGUGAUUGUGUGGUUAAAGAUUCUCUUAACUUUUUGGAUCAUAUUAAUGGGAAAAAUCAUCAAAGAAAUUUGGUUGAUGAAGUUCGUGAACGAUUGGCAUUAAAGAAGAUUGAAAAAGAAUCUAAAGGUCGUGAUAAUGAAGAAGAAAGGCAGAAUGAUUUAAAAGAGGAAGAAGCUAAACUUGCUGAUUUUAAACGUCAACAACGAGAACGGCAAAAGGAACAGAUUCGAAAAAGACCAGCUAAAAAUAAUUUGGAAGAAGUUUCUGCCGAUCCUGAACUUUUGAGUAUUAUGGGAAUUGGUAAUUUUAGCAGUAAACAACAACAAAAGAAGAAAAAAUAA
Molecule: messenger RNA, 669 nt
Organism: Meloidogyne enterolobii
Lineage: Eukaryota; Metazoa; Nematoda; Chromadorea; Rhabditida; Meloidogynidae
Source: the annotation of a GenBank genome assembly